AUGCCUACCCUUUCUGUAUUCUUGGAUGUACCCCUUGCCCCGAUGAUAGUGGGCAAAUUACUGGAUGACUUCCACCAAGAUAAGAAUCCCAACAAGGUGUACCUGGCCUAUGAAGUUUGCAUGACAGGAAAUGAGAUUCCCUGGCUUUCACCCGUGGUUCCCAAGACCCUGAUGAAGCUUGCCCAUGAUCCUUCCUUCAGCUAUGAAUACCUGCCUGAGCAUGGCUUGGAAGCAUUCAUUCGUGUGGCCACAGAGCUACUUGUUGGCCGACAUAGCCCGGCCAUUGUGGAGAACAGGGUAGGGGGUGUGCACACUAUUGGUGGGAGUGGUGCCAUACGGCUUGGGGCAAAGUUCCUCAAGGAUUGGCAUCGGGGUCCCCGAGUGGUGUAUUUGCAGCCAUCGCAAAAGGAGCAAUAUGGACUCAUCUUCCAGGAAAUGGGCUUUAGUAUUCGUGAGUAUACCUUCUGGGAUCCCUAUCGGCUGGUUUCAGACACAGGCAAGCUUUUUGAUGUACUGGAGCGUGCCCCUGAAAGAAGCAUCCUUGUGCUAUACAACCCUGGGAGCUUCAUCCUGCCUCGAAAAAAAUGGAUGAAGUUGGCUAAAAUAAUGAAGAGAAAGCAGAUUUUCCUCUUUUUCGAUGUGCCGGAACAGGGCUUUAUCAGUGGCGACCCAGACCGAGACAACAAGAUUUUACGCUAUUUUGUGGCUCAAGGCUUUGAGUUCUUCUGCAGCCAGUGUCUUUGCAAUUGUUUUGGCCUCUAUGAUGCGCGUAUAAGCAACCUGGUCGUUGUGGCAAUGAGCAACAAGGCCUUACUGUGUAUUCGCUCCCAGCUGGACAUCUAUGCCCGGUAUUUGUGGAACAGCCCUCCUGCUUUGGGGUCAAGAGUGAUCACCACCAUUCUCAAUAACCCUGCCCUAAGGGUAGAGUGGAAGAAAAGUCUAAGAGGGGUGGUCGAGAACAUCAUGUUAACCAGGGAGAAAGUGAAGGAGAAGCUUCGACUACUGGGCACCCCAGGGUCCUGGGAACACAUCACAGAGCAAGACGGGAUGCACAGCUUCCUUGGCAUCAGUGUUGAUCAAGUGGACUACCUGGUCACAAAGAAGCAUGUCUACAUCCCCAAGACUGGACAGAUCAACCUCACCUGCAUCAACAGUCAGAAUAUUGACUACAUUGUCCAGAGCAUCAAUGAGGCCAUUCUUGCAAUAGGUCAGGGCCCACAGCCCAGGGAGCCACCACCCAAGGAUUCGGUGGUACCUGAGGAUUCAGAGCUCAAGUUUCCAAGGUUGAAGGGUGAAGGGACCAAGCUUUCAGGACUGGCUGCUUUGUUUCGGAGUAAAAAGUAA
This is a messenger RNA of Trichosurus vulpecula (common brushtail), 1344 nucleotides long. It is a transcript of the gene GOT1L1, whose product is annotated as glutamic-oxaloacetic transaminase 1 like 1. Lineage: Eukaryota; Metazoa; Chordata; Mammalia; Diprotodontia; Phalangeridae. The transcript is spliced from 9 exons. The coding region runs from base 1 to 1344 and encodes 447 amino acids. Gene Ontology annotation, molecular function: pyridoxal phosphate binding; L-aspartate:2-oxoglutarate transaminase activity. Gene Ontology annotation, biological process: L-aspartate biosynthetic process. Gene Ontology annotation, cellular component: cytosol. The record is from RefSeq and is a predicted model, not a curated record.